Scleropages formosus (Asian bonytongue) is the source of this 1381-nucleotide messenger RNA. RefSeq names its product crystallin, beta B1, like 3 (gene crybb1l3). Gene Ontology annotation, biological process: visual perception; lens development in camera-type eye. Gene Ontology annotation, molecular function: structural constituent of eye lens. The coding region runs from base 80 to 709 and encodes 209 amino acids. The record is from RefSeq and is a predicted model, not a curated record. The transcript has 5 exons. NCBI's taxonomy places the organism in Eukaryota, Metazoa, Chordata, Actinopteri, Osteoglossiformes, Osteoglossidae.
UGUGACAAUUUAAUUUUGUAUUGUUGUUUCCCCUCUCUAAUCAACCCCGUCCCCCUACACAGCCGUUCCAGCUCCCGUCAUGUCCCACUGCGGAGCUCAGGGAAGCAUGGGUAGCCGCUCUGCCCUGCCCACGCGUGUCAAUAAAAUCUUCCUCUUCGAAUUCGAGAACUUCCGGGGCCGGAGGGUGGAGCUCACGGGAGAGUGUUUCAACAUCUGUGACUUUGGCUUCGACUGCGUCAGAUCCGUCGUGGUGGAAUGCGGACCCUGGGUAGCAUACGAGCAGCAAAACAUGAUGGGAGAGAUGUUUGUCCUGGAGAAGGGCGAAUACCCUCGCUGGGACAGCUGGACCAGCAGCUAUAGGAACGAGCACCUUAUGUCCUUCAGGCCGAUCCACACGAACUACCAGGACCAUAAGAUUUGCCUCUAUGAGUGUGUGAAUUUUGGAGGUCGCAAGAUGGAGGUUUGUGACGAGGACAUUCCCACCCUGUGGUCUUACAGCUUCCAGGACCGUGUGUGUAGCAUCCAGGUCUCGGGGGGAACGUGGGUCGGGUACCAGUACCCUGGCUACCGUGGCUACCAGUACUUGCUGGAAUGCGGUGCCUACCAGCACUGGAACGACUGGGGUGCCCGGCAUCCGCAGAUUCAGUCCAUCCGUCGAAUGAAGGACAUGCAGUCGCAUCGGCGGGGCUGCUUCGAAGUGGGGGUGUAGGCAUGGCAGCCUCACGGCUACAUCCACGACACCAGAUAUUUUAUACUGCUAUUAUUCUAAAUUAUAAGAUACUUACUAUUUAAUUUUCAGGUCUUCUGGUUUGUCUCAGGUUCUGCAGAUCCUUCAUUUUUUAUAUCUGUAUGCUUUCCCCAUUGUUAGGAAAAUAAGGCAGAUCAGGCUAUUUAUAUAAGAGUUUUCCCCUGCCGGUAGUGGCCAUGUGUAGAAAAGGCUGAAGGACACAAUUUCAAAGCCAGACCGGGCACAGUUUGUGCCUCUGCUUGUUUUAAACACACCCAACUGAUGGGGUCAGUGGUUCCUGAGGUGCUACUCUGUAAGCCUUUUCUCUUUGAAAUACAGUAUGGCCUGUCCUGGAGACCCCCAGUGUGUACAGUUCAGGUGCUGGACCAGUCUUCAGAAAGGUCUUCACUGAUCGCUGUAGGAAUGAUGGGACUGAACAAGGAUGGAAGUGCAUUUUUUGGUGGUUAGACUGUUUUUUUCUUUUGUGGGCACGCUUGGGCGAUACCUGAAGGUAAACGAAUGCCGAACCUUUCUCAGGGAUGCCGGCAUCCGGAAAGUCGGACCACUAAAGACUCGGCGCUGGAGGGCCGCAGAGGCAGCCAGUGACUUUAGUGAAAAAAUUCCCUUUUCGAUGUCAUUCCCUUACUCACCCCC